GGCGGGGCGGCCGGUGGCGCUCGCGCUGCGGCCCGGCUGCGGCAGCGGCGGCAGCGGCGGCGCGAGGCCCGGCCCGGUUCCGUUGGGUUCCUUCGUGUGUGGUUCUCUCCGGCCCAGCCCGCGCCGGCGCUUCUCCUCAGCGUCCCGCUAUGGCGCUGCUGCGGGCGGCCGCGCUUCCCGCCGAGGGGUCCCCGGCCUGGCUGCCCACCCACGUCCAGGUGACGGUGGUGCGGGCCCGCGGGUUGCGGUGCAAGGGCGGCAGCAAGCCGGGCACCAGCGACGCUUACACCAUCAUCCAGCUGGGCCGCGAGAAGUACAGCACCUCGGUGGCCGAGAAGAGCACCGGCAACCCCGAAUGGCGGGAGGAGUGCGCCUUCGAGCUGCCCCCCGAGCUGGGCACCCCGACGGGGCUGGCCCGCGGCAGCCUGGUGCUCACCGUCAUGCACCGGGCCUUGGUGGGCAUGGACCGCUUCCUGGGCCAGGCCACGGUGCCCCUGGAGCCAGCCCUGCAGCAGGGCCGUGCGCCCGACGAGCGGUGGCACAAGCUCCACUCCAAGGCUGGGAAGAAGGAGAAGGAGCGUGGUGAGCUCCUGGUUUGCAUCCAGUUCACACGCAACAACCUGACGGCCAGCAUGUUCGACCUGUCCAUGAAGGACAAGCCGCGGUCGCCCUUCGGCAAGCUGAAGGACAAGGUGAAAGGCAAGAAGAAAUACGACCUGGAGUCGGCCUCUGCCAUCAUCCCCAGCAGCAUGGGUGCCCUGGAUGUGGAGGAUGACUUUGACAUCGGGGGCAAGAAGUCCAAAGUCAAGGGCUUCUUCCUGAAGAACAAGCUGCGCAAGUCGUCGCUGACUCAGUCCAACACCUCGCUGGGCUCUGACAGCACCAUCUCCUCUGCCAGCCUGGGCCUGGCUGCCAACGCUCCUGAGGUAACCAAAUCCCCCAGCAGACACAGCAGCCUGUCCACGGAGCGCUCUGUGAAGGACUAUUUGCCAUCUCCAAAGCUGACCCACAAGAGAGCGUUCAGUGACGAUGUCUCCCAGGUCAGCCCAGUCCUGGAGCCCAAAGCAAUCCAAAACUUGAAGCCAAAGAACGACCCUGUGUCCCGGUCUUCCCUCUGCAUCAAUGGGAGCCACAUCUACAACGAGGAGCCUGCACCAAAGAGCCCUGCAUCCAUCCCACCCAGCUCUGCGCCGCUGCCCGUGCCCGGCGGCCCCCGGCGGCAGGAGGAGAGCUUCGGCUUCGCCCCCCUCCAUCCCGACUCCCACGAGGUGCCCUGGGGGGUCAGCAACUUUGAGAGGACGCAGCAGAAUGAGCCCAGGUUCAUCCCAUCUCCUCCCAGCUUAGCCUUGCAAGAAGAGCUCAAGGUCUCCACCAAAGCUGUCACGCUCAGUAACCAUCUGGGCAGAGCCAGGAUGGAAGAGAGCAGUCGCUUGGAGGGCAAGCCGACUCAGGCUGCCGCACCCAUGGUCUUCUCUGCGGACACAGCGAAGGACAAACAACCUGAGGAAGUGAGGAAGGAAGACAAGAAAGCAAAGAGUGGCCUCUUCCACCACGGGGGCAGCAGGAGCGAAGCAGGGAGCAAGGGCCAGGGGGAGAAGGCGGGAGCCUCCCACGGCUCGUCCAGCCAUGCGGCGGCAGGAGGGGAGGACAGGAAUAAGCCCAGCAGCUGGUUUGGUUCAAAGGAGCCCAAGGAGUCCCCUCAGAAACCCAGUUUGCCGUCUGGGCCGCAUGCUUCAACAGAGGUCGCUGGGAACUUUUAUUCCUCUGAGGAUUGCAGUCCCUCUGCCUCCCUAAGCCAUAAAGACCAGGAGAGGGAGUCUCCAGCCAAAAGCGUUGGUGUCCCCGUUCCAGAAACUACUCCCCCGUCACAAGGAGACCUCUCUCCUCCAGAUGAGAAACCCGCAGUCCCUCCUCCCCUUUCGGAGUGGGACGACACCUUCGAUGCCUUUGCAACCAGCAGGCUCAAACCAGAACUGCAGGAGAACUUCUUCGCUUCGGUGGUGGCAGAGGGCGUGGCUUUCAUCGACGAUCCCGAUGCAGCCAGCCCCGUGGAGAGAUCAGCUGAGCCAGCUCAGAAGGGGACUGAGGUGCUGGAAAAGGCUGAGUCACAAAUCGGCAGUGAACUGCCCGCAGCUCUGCGGCCUUGGACGAAUUUCUCUGGUUUAGACGUAGGGGCAAACUUGGUGAGCACAACUCAGGAAGCAACGGUGAUCGAGGACGUGCUGAGCCCUGUGUCUGCAGGGUCGGUGGGGAGGAGGAGGACGAGCAGCACGCCGACGGUUUGGACAGCUGCCUUCGCAGCGGGUGGCACAGGGGAGAAGGAGGCUUCCGCGCCACUGACUGCUGACAGCAGCAGCGCUAGGGAGGAAGGGGACGGUGAUGAGGAGGAACCCUCCAGUGGAGGGACAAACGGAUGGAUGACCAUAGCCACCGAAACGGCUCCUGACCUGCCAGAGAGUGCCCAAAGCAUGGCCGGGCAGGAGCGGGCGGAUCAGGACAGUGCCUUCAGCCCGCGGCCAGCCUUCCUCGAAGCCAAGAGCGGCUCUCGCGCUGCCCCCUGCCUGCUGCCCAGAAGCUCCUUCGCCCCUGAGCUGGGCUCCCAAACUCUGCCAGGCACCAACGUGGCGGCUGUGCCCCCGCGGGUGCUCGCAGACAUGGCACCGCAGCGGUUCCCCGCGGCCCCUGAGCCAGGGAUGGAGCCCCAGGGUGCUGGUAGCAAAGAGGAGGCAUUCGACAUCCGGACUUCAGUCUACAGGCUCCAGGCCAGCAUGCGGCUGGAGGCCAGCGAGAGCCGCGUCAGGCUCAGCUCCGAUGUUCGUGAGAGGCACGUCGUCCUCUCACCCUGGGCAGGCACCCGAGAGCAGGAGGAGAUGGCAGCUGGCUCAGCCGUGCCACCCCCAAAACCUCCAAGGUGGUUUGCAGCCAUGACCAGCGGAGGGGACGGCGAGGAGGAGGGUGGCAGCAACCCGCAGCUGAGACAGCAGGGCAGCGAGGAGCGAGGGGAAGCUGUGGAGGGCCUGAAAGCAGAUGUGGAGCUGCCAAGGAGCCACCUGAUCAGCAAGCCCUCUGUCCCUGCAUCUUCCAGUCCACCUGUGCUGGGAGUGGAUGUAGCUGAAGCCAGGAGUGAGUGCCUGCACCCCAAGGAAGCUGAAUCUGCGGCUGUGGGCUCAGCACAGGAGGAGAGAGCUAGUGAGCUGGCUAAAGAGGAUGCGUCUUUAGGGGGAGACCAAUCAGAGGCGAAUGAGAUGGAUUCAGCUGAGCAGUUUGAGACUUGUCCAUCAGAGUUCUUCUUAGAUGGAUUAGGCCAGUCGAGUGCUAAGGAGAGCUGGAGCCAGCCUCUGAUGGUGACUGCAGAUGGUGCCGAGCGGGAGGUGGCCUCCAAACAGGAGCUGUUCCCUGAGGACCUGAACAUGUCAGGACUAAACCCAGCUUCCAAGCUAGACCUGGGCCAGACAGAAACCUUCUGUACAGCUCUGGAAGAGCAGGAGGCAGCUGAUCACCCGGAAGAUCUCAGCCUGGUGGCACAACCCCCAAGGUUAGAGCACGGGGAGAGUCCAUCCCAGCCGGAGCCAGUAUGGGGUGAUGGUGAGGGGCAGCAUGGGCCAGUGGCUGGCCCCACCAGGCAAGUGGGAGGCCAGCUUGAGCUUUGUGCCCCCACGUCAGUGGCUGGCCCUUCCCAGGAGGCAGAGCAGGGCAGCCCUGCUGCCAGCGAGCCCAAGGGCCCCUGGUGCUCAGCAGACAGCAGGAUAGACUUCAAGAAGGCUGAUUUCUGGAAGCCAGAUAGGGUGAAGGAGAGGAGUCAGCAGGACACUUCAACCCCAAGAAAUCCCUUUGCUCCUGCACUCAGCCCAAAUUCCCCAAGCAAUCCCUUUGUGGAGAAGCCGCCAGAACCCCUCCCCGUUCAAGCCGUGCUGCCCAAAAGGCUUGAUGAGGGAGGCUUCGGCUUCACCAGCCUGCGCGAGGAAGCCCUUGGGCAAGGCUUCCAGCCCACUAACCUCCCCAAGGAGCUUCCUUUCCUGCAUGACAGCCAGCCCUUGGCCUUCUCCACCCCUUUCCUUGUGGCUGCAACUAACCCUAAUGAGUUUGAUUUCCCCUCCCCUGUCGCGUGCCCCGCAAGCAGCGGGGUCCCUGCCGCCAGCCGCCGCGCAGCCGCCCAGCCCUGCCCUUUGCCGCAGUCCGGUGACACACAAGCUUCAGCGCUCGUGGUUUUGCCCAGGGAGACACAGCCAGCUGAGAAGCCCUUUUUCCUCCAGCAGACAACCAGUCCUCACCCAGUGAAACCCAUCAGUGCUGUGGUGCAAGAGGUCUCCAGUGAGAAGAAGCAGCAGCACAGGUCCAGCCUGUCCACUGCUCUGAGCAAUGGCCUGGAGAAGCUGAAGACAGUCACCACGAGCAGUGUCCAGCCUGUGGCCCCAUCCUCUCACCUGGAGAAAACAGAUUCAAAGAUGCAGGAUUCCUCCAUACUGGACCAGUCUGCCAAAUAUUAUCACUUGACCCACGAUGAACUCAUCGAGCUCCUGCUGCAGAAGGAGAAGGAGCUGAGCAAGAAGGAGGAGCACAUCCGUGAGCUGGAGAACUACAUCGACCAGCUGCUGGUGCGCAUCAUGGAACAAUCUCCCACACUCCUCCAGAUCCCACUGGAGGAAAGCAAGACCAAGUAACCUGUCCCCAGUGACCAGUAUCACCUGCCUAGAGCACUGCUCCAGUAACCACGCUGCAAACAUCCCUGCACUUCCCCUCCUCUUACAAGAGGGCUCCAGUGGCUUCUGUUCGCAGAGUUUAGCAGGAAAGGUUAUCUGCUCCUUCCCAGCCCAAGCUUAUCCCAGCUCUGGCUCCAGGGAACUAUAGGGUGAUGGGCUAUCAUCUACCCUAUGGGGAGGAGCAGAGCCCUCCAGCCCUCCACAGAGGGCAGGUGCUUCCUUAGGUUCCUGUCAUUGUGACCAAGUGGCCUCUUCUCAGGCACUCAUCCUGCCAGUGCUUUAAGUGGUCCGUGGACAUGUGAGAGCUGGAGACCAACCACCUCGCCAGUGUCUUCAUCCUGCUGCUGCUGCUCUUCUGCUCACAGUCUUCCACAUCUCUUACCUCUGAAAUGGUGUACCCUGGCUGAUGGAUGGUUGAUGACAUCAGGGAUGCUUGAACUCAGUUAAGACUCUGCCAGCAUGCUACUGGGCAGGGCAGCUGGGGAAAAAGGCUACUGUGGGCUGCCUCUUUCCCUUCCUGCCCCACAUGUUGUACCCCCAAAUGAAGGGUCUUCGUCUGAGGAUCCAGCUUUAGGUUGUGCCAGUAUCCAGCCGUAUGAGAGAUGCUACACAAAGCAACAGCACUGCAGUCAGAGGCUGUAGAGGACUCGUGCCAAGGUCACUGCCUGAUCCUGAACAGAUGAUCCUGUUGAUUCCUUGGCUGCCUGCACUCAGAGUUGUGAUGUUGCCUUGCUUACCCAGCUCAGAACUGAUCUCAGGAGAUGGGAGACAGGGCCAGCCAUGGUCUGUGCACCAUCAGUACUGCAGGAGUUCUCUCACACCACCCAGCCCAUCACUGGCGUGGCUGGCACUAGUGUGGCUGGGGGAGGGCUCCUCUCUACAAGCCACAGCUGCAUUUUCUGCUCAGUAUUACACUCCCCACCUCCUGUCUCCAGGAAUUGCUUCCCACUGGCUGCCUUCUGCCACUGACUUUGCGUCAUCUUCCUCUGUGCAACAGGAAAAUGCCGCUGGGACUGCAGCUCAUGUGCAGAGAAGGAUGUGUGACCUCCUGGCCACCUCUCUGCAUGACAUCCUGCUAGGUCAGGCAUCCAUCAAACACUCUCUGUCAACACAGCAAUGCAGUGAUCACUGUGGCUCCCCUUCAAGCCAAUAUGAGCACCGAACACCCUCCUCAUCGUAGCACAUCUGCACGCCGGCCUCAGGUCUCGAGUGGCAUGGGCCUGACUGUAGGUGUUGUAGGCCAGCUCUCAGGAGCUGAGCUCUGCUGACUGCUGAGUGACCCUCUAAAAGCCUCUGGUUGAGGUGGUUCAGCUACCACAGGUGAUGCCAGCCUGAGACUGGUAAGCGAUGCUCCUGGCCACAGCAAGUACAGCACAGCCUUUGGUUUAGAGGUGGAAGGGUAUAAGAGAGGAUGUUGCUUCCUCUCUUCUUCUGCCAGGAUUUGGGCCUGAAGGUGCCCCUGCAGGCAGAGGGUUUGUUGGUGGGAGACUUGAGCUGUCGACAUAAGUGUCUGAAACCAGGAGAGUAAGGUGUCUUCUCUCUCCUGUAGAGCUCCCAAAGUUACUGGCUUCUUUGAAAAGCUUCAUGUUCUCCUUCCUUGCUUCAGUGCACACCAGGACUUUGAGAAAUGGUGCCUUUUGCAAUAGGACAGUAGCAGUUUCCAACCCAAAAAAGCCUCUGAAAUCCAGUUCUCAGUUCAGUGCAGCCUGUCUUGGGCAGCUUUCUCUUCUGUUCUCCUGCUAAUCUGGACUAGGUGGGUUUGUCUUUGAAUGCAGCCAGCAGAGCCUCCUCACCCCUGCCUGCAGGUUGGUUUUGGUCUUUGGCAGGAGUGCUGCACAGGCAGGUAGAAAGAUGAGAGGUGACUCUAGAGGAAGACAAGACCACAGAUGUUCCAGGGCAAAAUACAGCUGGGUAGAGACAACUUUGGGUCAUGCUCAGAGUCUGGAGAAGCAGGGUAUGAGCUGUCAGGAGAAAAGGAGAUUUGGUGUUGCUGUCAUCAGCAAGGUUUGGUCAUGUCUAGCCUGUAGAGCACUGUAUGAGGAGGAGGGUUUGUUACCUGGGAAGAUACCAGCCACAAGCCUUUAGUUCCUACCUGCCUUUGGCCCUAGUAUGGAGUGAUCUGGGCUUUUGCACUUCUCUGCCUGUGUCUUCAUGUUCCUCCUCCCUCUGUGGUGUCUCAGGUGUGGGGUCUUUGUUUCUGGUCUAAGACAUGAGGGGCUGAGGGAAAAGUGUUUCUCCCAGUUAGGAAAUUCCAGACACUUUUCUCUGUAUAACCAAAAGACUCUAUGGCCUGGGAGCUGGAUUCCUUUUCUGGGUGCCUGCUUGUGUCAGAGAAGCUCUUCCAUUACCUGAAGGUGGGCAGGAAGGAGUUGUGGACAGCCAGAAAGCAGCCCAGCUUCAGAAGAGUGGUGUGGCACGGGAAGGAGUGCUGGAGAGGAGGCAGCCCCACUGGUGGGCAGGGAUGCUGAGUGAGCACUGAGGGCUUCCAUCAGGUGGGCAUUGGUAAGGGGGAGAGGUGUAGAGCCUAAAGCUCUCACAAGAGCCAGGGGCCCACACUGACUCCCUGCUAAAAAGCUGCUUCCUGGGACUCCUCCCCCAGCGUUGUAGGUGCUUCCCACACACAAGUGCCAAUGUUAAUAAGGAUCUCGCUGCACCUCCUGCCUGCCUCCUCCUCCAUCACGUUUCACCGCCUCCCCAGUCCCCCUCUGCCUUAGUCAGCUGGGCCUUUAGUUUUUUCCUCUCCAAAGCCUGACUGUUUUGCACUGGAACAUAGGAAGUUCAUCUCCGAGCUGCAUCAGGCCACGGCUGCUGCCUGACCCUCUCAGCAAUGCGUGCUGCCUCCCAUGACCUGCCUGUGUCACCUUGGAGCAACACAAUCCCCACAGCUGCCUCCCACUGCAGGAGCCCCCACUGCUGUCUCAGGGGAGGCUGGAGCAAGCAGAGCUCCAACAUCCUUGCCUUGACUUGGUGGUAGCAGAGCCUCUCCAGAGGCCGAGGUGUGGCUGUGGGUACCUUGGCAUCGCCCCUGAGACGAGAGGCUACAGAAAAAUCCAAGUGGUGACAACGGCUAAGGCUGCCCUGAUGUGUCAUGUCUGUCCUCCAGCCUUUGGAAGUCCAGAGGAAUCCUCAAACAAUGGUUUGUGCUUGGGACAAGGCAUCUUCAAGGUGCUUCUAUGUUCUGUGUUUCUCCACCCUGCUGUCUUGCAAAUGUGGAGGUUUUCUCCACCCCACAGUUUCCAUUCUCUGCAUAGGAGCAAGCGAGCUUGGCUACCACACACAACAGCACUGAAGCCAGUCUGUCAUUUGUUGUGUUAAACCCUCUGAAACGACCAGAGUGAAAUGGUUUUGAGGCCCUGAAUGUUUUCUUGUAGAGAAAAAGCAACAGGGAAAAUGUUCUCAAGUUGUUGAUGUUCCAUAUUUCGGGUUCAGUUGCAGAUGCAGGGAGGUGAGCAGCACUCCUGGUCAGGGUGCAGGGCUGUCGCUGUUUGCUGAGCAGAGGAAGGGCUUUGGGUGGGCCAGCAGCAGCUUUUCCUGGGUUCUGUUUGGACACAGCCAUAACAAUGACUCCAGGAGGAAUUUUUGCCUCCUGCUUUGUCUUUCUCCUUCAGCUCUGGAGCUGUUUCACGAGGUCUUCCACAGGGUGCUGUUGCUCUGCUUUUGUUGCCAGCCCACCAGUGGGUUUCUUGCAUUUAAGGAACUCUGGCCAAGCGAUUUCUUUGUACCUUGACGUGGCCCUUCUGGCCCAGACUCAGGCGGCCAGAAGAGCUGCCGAGGGCUGUCCUUAAACUGGAACAAAGCUGAGAGGAUGUGGGUGCUGAAGGCUCAUCUGGACUCAGCCUUACGACUCGUCUGUGAAGCUGCUCUGUGUCACAGGCGUGGGGAGGGGAAAAGAACCAGCCCCGAGCGGGAGCGAGAAGCGUCGGGGGAGGGUUGGAGUUGUUGAUUUCCCUGUGCUUGGCGUGCAGGGGAAGUGGGUUCUGUGUGUUUCAUGUUUUAAUAGUUGCAGCUGAUGUUUCUAAAGAGCUUCUUCUUUACGUUUUAAGCACUUUAAAAAAAAAAAAGAAUAAAAGUUGUUCAA
Molecule: messenger RNA, 8778 nt
Organism: Dryobates pubescens (Downy woodpecker)
Lineage: Eukaryota; Metazoa; Chordata; Aves; Piciformes; Picidae
Gene: RAB11FIP5
Product: RAB11 family interacting protein 5
Exons: 6
Coding region: 150-4661 (1503 amino acids)
Biological process (GO): regulated exocytosis
Cellular component (GO): early endosome; phagocytic vesicle; mitochondrion
Molecular function (GO): small GTPase binding
Source: RefSeq, a predicted model, not a curated record